Molecule: messenger RNA, 542 nt
Organism: Mercenaria mercenaria
Lineage: Eukaryota; Metazoa; Mollusca; Bivalvia; Venerida; Veneridae
Product: 40S ribosomal protein S18
Exons: 5
Coding region: 123-503 (126 amino acids)
Biological process (GO): translation
Cellular component (GO): cytosol; ribosome; small ribosomal subunit
Molecular function (GO): structural constituent of ribosome; RNA binding
Source: RefSeq, a predicted model, not a curated record
GUAUUCAUGUAUAUGAUGUCUAAUUUCUAUAUUAAAAUUAAUUUCAGGCAUUGGUGAUACCAGAGAAGUUCCAGCACAUUCUUCGUGUUUUGAACACAAAUAUAGAUGGACGGCGCAACAUUAUGUUUGCCCUUACAGCUAUCAAGGGUGUUGGUCGUCGUUAUGCCAACCUUGUAUGUAAGAAGGCUGAUGUAGAUCUCAGCAAGAGGGCUGGUGAACUUACUGAAGAAGAGAUUGAGCGAGUGAUGACAAUUAUUCAGAAUCCUCGUCAGUACAAGAUCCCAGACUGGUUCCUCAACAGACAGAAGGAUGUCAAGGAUGGUAAAUUCACACAGGUGAUGUCUAACUCCCUUGACAACAAACUUCGUGAGGAUUUGGAGCGACUGAAGAAAAUCAGAACACACAGAGGUCUUAGACAUUAUUGGGGUCUGCGUGUGAGAGGCCAGCACACAAAGACAACAGGCCACACUGGUAAAACAGUUGGUGUGUCAAAGAAGAAGUAAAUUGUAUAUUCAUUCUGUCAAUAAAAAAAAGCAAAGAAA